This is a messenger RNA of Olea europaea var. sylvestris, 1328 nucleotides long. Its product is annotated as E3 ubiquitin-protein ligase CHIP-like. Gene Ontology annotation, molecular function: ubiquitin protein ligase activity; protein-folding chaperone binding. Gene Ontology annotation, cellular component: cytoplasm. The transcript is spliced from 8 exons. Lineage: Eukaryota; Viridiplantae; Streptophyta; Magnoliopsida; Lamiales; Oleaceae. The record is from RefSeq and is a predicted model, not a curated record. Bases 202 to 1038 code for a protein of 278 amino acids. Gene Ontology annotation, biological process: proteasome-mediated ubiquitin-dependent protein catabolic process; positive regulation of proteolysis; cellular response to misfolded protein.
GAGACUCAUUUUCCCUUUCCAAAUUUUGGAUUUCACUUUCAAUUUGAUUUUCCCACCCCAGAAUUUCCAUCUCCCAAUCAUAAAGCGAUUUGUUAUUGUAAUUCUGCGAGAGAAGUCUUUAUUUUUGCGUUCGUUAUACUUGCAAUCGUAAUCAGCUUUGCGAAUAAAGAGAAAAUAAUUGGCAGAGGGGAUAGAAGAAAAAUGUCGCUAACAGUGGCAGCGGCUAAACAAGCCGAGAAACUUCGAAUAGACGGAAACAGUUAUUUCAAAAAAGAUCGGUUUGGUGCCGCCAUCGAUGCUUAUACUGAGGCUAUUACGUUGUGUCCUGAUGUUCCGAUCUAUUGGACCAACAGGGCUGUGUGCCACCGCAAGCGGAAUGAUUGGACCAGAGUGGAGGAGGACUGUAGGAGAGCAAUUCAGCUCGAUCACAAUUCUAUAAAGGCUCACCAUAUGCUGGGUCUUGCACUGCUACAAAGGGAAGAUUACACUGAAGGAGUCAAGGAAUUGGAAAAAGCCUUGGAUCUUGAAAGGGGUGCAAGCCCUAAGGGUUACAAGGUAGAAGAGAUAUGGCAAGAUCUUGCAAGAGCAAGAUAUUUGUUGUGGGAACAUGAGUCUACCAAACGUUCAUGGGAUCUUCAAAAUUUGAAAGAAACAUGCAUGGCAGCUCUGAAGGAGAAACAUUUCCUUGACACUUCACAAGUGGAAGGAUUUGUGGAUGAGAAUAUUCAAUCCAAUUUAGAACAAUUGGAAGCUUUAAAUGGAGUAUUUAACAAAGCUGCUGAAGAUGAUAUCCCUACUGAUGUGCCGGACUAUUUGUGCUGUAAAAUUACUCUAGACAUUUUCCGCGAUCCUGUCAUUACUCCAAGUGGACUUACAUAUGAGAGAGCAGUAAUUCUUGAUCAUCUGCAUAAGGUUGGCAACUUUGAUCCAGUUCGCCCAGAACCCUUGUAUUCAUCACAGUUGGUGCCCAAUUUAGCCAUAAAAGAAGCUGCGCGUGCGUUUCUGGAGACACAUGGGUGGGCUUACAAGACAGAUUGAUGGUCUUACCAUUUGUCAGUUGUAUGGCUCAGGUAAAAGAUAUGACUCAUCUUUUCUCUUCAGUUUGGGUUAAACUGGUUCCGACAGUAAUCAUUGUUGGUUAUCCUAUUAUAUCGAGUGUAAUUGUUGAUCCCUCUUUACUCUCAAUAUGAUAAGUGUGAAGUCAAAUUGGUCGUUUUGGAAAUGUACAGUAUCUAUUUCUGUAGCAUUUACAUGGUCGUAGAACUCUAUCCAUAGAUGAAAAAGAAGUUUACCAUAUGUCUGAUCAUGCAUUCCUUGGCUUUAAUUUU